Molecule: messenger RNA, 711 nt
Organism: Photinus pyralis (common eastern firefly)
Lineage: Eukaryota; Metazoa; Arthropoda; Insecta; Coleoptera; Lampyridae
Exons: 1
Coding region: 1-711 (236 amino acids)
Source: RefSeq, a predicted model, not a curated record
AUGGUUAGAAAGUAUAAAACCAAAACGGAUCGUUGCCUGAUCGACGAAAAGGUAGUCAAAAAGGCAGUUGAGGAUGUAGUAAAGCAUAAUAUGUCAAUCAGGUCUUCUGCAGCAAAACAUAAUUUGAAAAAGUCGAUGCUAUCUAAACGGGUGAAAAUUGGAAGAGAUUACAUUCAGGAUUCCGAUGAAGGUAGUGGUGAUGUUCGUGAUAAUGGAAGGAAAUAUGCAACGCGGCAAAUCUUUACCAUAGUCGAAGAAAAAAUGCUGUGUAAAUAUGUAAUGAAAUGUUCAGAUAUUCAAUAUGGAUUAACGUACAUUCAGGUGCGUAAACUUGCUUUCCAAUAUGCAGUAAAAUUAGAAAAAACAAUGCCCGAGUCGCGCUUUAAUAAGCACAACGUCGGCACGUUUUUUAAGAACUAUUUAACAGUGAUCAACAAAUAUCAUUUUCGUCCAGAAAGGAUUCUAAACCUCGAUGAAACUGGGAUAACCACCGUCUUGCAGGCACCAAAAGUCAUUGCUACCAAAGGUAAGAAGCAGGUUGGUCAAAUAGUGUCGGCGGAAAGAGGGCAACUUGUUACAUUUGUCGGCAUAAUAUCAACUAUUGGAAAUACAGUCCCCCCGGCUUUUAUAUUCCCAAGAGUCCACUACAAGGAUCAUUUCGUUGCUGGUGGUCCUAUAGGCUGUUUGGGAAUGGCAACCAAGUCAGGAUAG